CGGCAGGACCCCCUGGGUCCUCACGGGCGGGAAGAGGGCCGCUGCCUGCCAUUGGGGCAGUCCCUCUGAUAUCUGAGCAGCAGCGACUGUGCCCUCCAGCACCUAUCUGGGCUGCUCAGCAUUUGUCUAAAACUGACCAAACAGCUUGCUGAGCUAAUCUCAGCUUUCCCUGGGAGAGCAAGGGGCCUGGGGUGAGCUGGGCUUGGGGCCUCCAGCACUUGUCUCAGCAUUAAGGGAAAGGCCCCAGGCAAGGGACAGUGCUGUGCAUGACCCUGCACUUCCAGAAUCUUCCGCAGAUUCCUAGGCUGGCCGGCCAAGCCCCUGAUGGGCUGGGGGCCUGUGGCCUGAGAAGGGGCUGGGCAGGGGUGGGGGUGCUGGACCAGCCAGCGGGGCUGGGCUCUGGAAACCCCUUCCCCUUCCUGGAGGCGCUGAGUCAAGCCCACAAAAGCAGGCAGGUCAAGUGCAGGCCACUGCUGAGAUUGCUGAGUGUGAGAUCCAGAAGGCAGAUCCUCCGUGACUCAGCGGAUCCUGCCGGCUCCUCCACCCGCUGGAUGGUGCGAAGGCAGGGAGGGGGUGGGCUGGCUGAGGCGGGCUGCUACCGCCCCCAGAGCCAGGACCCCUCCCCUCCACAGGGCACGUUCAGCCUGCGGAAGCUGUGGGCCUUCACCGGGCCUGGCUUCCUCAUGAGCAUUGCUUUCCUGGAUCCCGGGAACAUCGAGUCGGAUCUUCAGGCCGGCGCCGCGGCUGGAUUCAAACUGCUCUGGGUCCUGCUCUGGGCCACCGUGUUGGGCUUGCUGUGCCAGCGACUGGCUGCCCGGCUAGGUGUGGUGACGGGAAAGGACUUGGGCGAGAUCUGCCACCUCUACUACCCUAAGGUGCCCCGGAUCCUCCUCUGGCUGACCAUGGAGCUAGCCAUCGUGGGCUCCGACAUGCAGGAGGUCAUCGGCACGGCUAUUGCGUUCAACCUGCUCUCAGCCAGACGAAUCCCGCUCUGGGGAGGCGUCCUCAUCACCAUCGUGGACACCUUCUUCUUCCUCUUCCUCGACAACUACGGACUGCGGAAGCUGGAAGCGUUUUUUGGACUCCUUAUCACCAUCAUGGCCUUGACCUUUGGCUACGAGUACGUGGUGGCGCGGCCCGAGCAGGCAGCCCUGCUCCGGGGCCUGUUCCUGCCCUCGUGCUCGGGCUGCGGCCAGGCCGAGCUGCUGCAGGCCGUGGGCAUCGUCGGCGCCAUCAUUAUGCCCCACAACAUCUACCUGCACUCGGCCCUCGUCAAGUCUCGAGAGAUAGACCGGACGCGCCGCGCGGACGUCCGCGAAGCCAACAUGUACUUCCUCAUUGAGGCCAGCAUCGCCCUGUGCGUCUCCUUCAUCAUCAACCUCUCGGUCAUGGCCGUCUUCGGGCAGGCCUUCUACCAGCAAACCAACCAGGCCGCGCACAGCCUGUGCGCCAACAGCAGCCUGCACAGCUACGCCAACACCUUCCCCGCCGACAACCACACGGCGUCCGUGGACAUCUACCGAGGAGGCGUGAUCCUGGGCUGCCUCUUCGGCCCCGCAGCGCUCUACAUCUGGGCUGUGGGUCUCCUGGCGGCCGGGCAGAGCUCCACCAUGACCGGCACCUACGCGGGACAGUUCGUGAUGGAGGGUUUCCUGCGGCUGCGCUGGUCUCGCUUCGCCCGCGUGCUCCUCACUCGCUCCUGCGCCAUCCUGCCCACCGUGCUCGUGGCCGUCUUCCGGGACCUGAGGGACCUGUCCGGCCUAAACGACCUGCUCAACGUGGCGCAGAGCCUGCUGCUGCCCUUUGCUGUGCUGCCCGUUCUCACAUUCACCAGCAUGCCUGCCCUCAUGCAAGAGUUCGCCAACAGCCGGCUGAGCAAGGCUGUCAGUGUCUCCAUCAUGGCGCUGAUCUGUGCCAUCAACCUCUACUUCGUGGUCAGCUACCUGUCCAGCCUCCCUCACCCUGCCUACUUCGGCCUCGUGGCCCUGCUGGCUGCCGUCUACCUGGGCCUCACUACCUACCUGGUCUGGACUUGCUGCAUUGCACAAGGAGCAGCCUUCCUGGUCCACAGCUCCCACCAGCGCUUCCUGUAUGGGCUCCCUGAAGAGCUGCAGGAGAACAGCGAGACCCACGGAUGAUCCCCUGCACGCGGCUUGGCUUGGGAGGCUUCGAGGGCGGAGCAGACUGGCCUGCUGCACAGCAGGAUGGAGUGGGAGAGUGUAGGAGCCAGGCCAACCUGGGGCCCUUAGGGUCCUCUGGUUUCCUAGGUUACACAGCUGAGGACCCUCUGGACCUCAGUGUCCUCAUCUGUAAGAUGGGCACAGCGCCAGCCUUGCCACUGAUGUGAGUGCCCGGCACUUGGGACUUUUUUAUUUUUUUUUAAAUCACUCCUAGAUACUUACUGAUCGCCAUAUAGGAGUGACCGCACAGAUCCAUAGGGGUUGGGGUGCGGGUGGGGGUGGCACAGGCUCCUAACUUAAAAUCUGAUGAAUGAGAAAUAAAUGCCAGCUCACUUCUCAUCCCAAAGGCCUGGGAAAAGAAACGCACAAGGCAAGCGAACAUCGCUCAGA
Molecule: messenger RNA, 2570 nt
Organism: Oryctolagus cuniculus (rabbit)
Lineage: Eukaryota; Metazoa; Chordata; Mammalia; Lagomorpha; Leporidae
Source: RefSeq, a predicted model, not a curated record